UCAGUACAUCUCCAACACUUCAGUCCGAGACCAAACCCCGAGUUCAGCGGGAUUCGACACUAAUCACAGCUCCAAGCUCGAACAAAGUUUCGGACCUGAUCACGCGCUCUGAUGGACUUGUGAUCAAAUUCGACAGCAAACUCCAACUACCCUACGACUUUCCCUUCCUCCCUCCCUCCCUUUUUUUUGCACGUUCAGUGCAGGAUUUUUUUUCCGUCCUAAAACUUUUCAUCUUCCAUUUACUUUUUCUUUCUCGCAUGAAUCUCCUCGAGUCGUACGUGAAGAUGACCGACGAGCAGGACAAAUGUCUCUCCGACGCGCCGAGUCCGAGCAUGUCGGAAGACUCUGCAGCUUCUCCGUGUCCAUCCGGCUCGAGCUCCGACACCGAGAACACGCGACCGCCGUCCGAGAAUCGCCUCAAAAAGGACGAAGAGGAUGAGGGCAAGUUCCCCGUGUGCAUCCGCGACGCCGUUUCCCAGGUGCUCAAAGGCUACGACUGGACGCUCGUGCCCAUGCCGGUGCGCGUGAACGGCUCGGGGAAGAGCAAGCCGCACGUGAAGAGGCCCAUGAACGCGUUUAUGGUGUGGGCGCAGGCGGCGCGCAGAAAGCUGGCCGAUCAGUACCCUCACCUUCAUAACGCAGAACUCAGCAAAACCCUGGGCAAACUCUGGCGGUUGCUGAAUGAAGGGGAGAAGCGUCCGUUUGUGGAAGAGGCUGAGAGGUUGCGAGUUCAGCAUAAGAAAGAUCAUCCGGACUACAAAUACCAGCCACGGCGGCGGAAAAGUGUGAAGAGUGGCCAGGGUGACACUGAGGAUACCGAGCACACGCACAUUUCCCCCAAUGCCAUUUUUAAAGCCCUGCAGAGAGCCGACUCGCCGGCUUCCAGUAUGGGUGAGGUUCACUCUCCUGGAGACCACUCAGCAGGUCAGUCUCAGGGCCCUCCGACUCCCCCUACGACUCCCAAAACAGACGUUCCGAGUGUGAAACCGGACCUGAAGCGAGAGGGCCGUUCACUUCCCGAAGGCCCAGGCCGCCAGCUCAACAUUGACUUCCGUGAUGUGGACAUUGGUGAGCUGAGCAGCGAUGUCAUCUCCAACAUGGAGGCAUUCGAUGUGAACGAGUUUGACCAGUACUUGCCGACGCAUGGGGCCCAGGCCUACUCCUCUGGGUAUGGUAUGGGCCAGCCGGCAGGCACCAGCGGGCAUGGCUGGAUGGGCAAACAGCAGCCUCAGCAGCAGCCUCAGCAACACUCUCUAACCCCGCUUGGCACAGCUGGCGAGCAGGGCCAGGCCCAGCAGCGCCCAGCACACAUCAAGACAGAACAGCUCAGCCCGAGCCACUACAGCGAGCAGAGCCAGGGUUCACCCCAGCAUGUGGCAUACGGUUCCUUCAACCUACAGCAUUACACUGCCACCACCUCCACGUACCCAUCCAUUGCUCGCACGCAGUAUGAUUACAGCGACCACCAGGGCGGUGCUGCCUCCUACUACAACCAGGGUUCAGGCCUCUAUUCCACAUUUAGCUACAUGAGUCCUGCCCAGAGGCCCAUGUAUACUCCUGUCGCUGAUGCUAGCGGUGUUCCAAAUGUGCCUCAGACCCACAGUCCACAAUGGGAGCAGCAGCCAGUCUAUACCCAGCUCUCCCGGCCUUAAAUGACAGUAAAAAUGAGAAUAAGAGAGUGAGAGAGGCAAGAACACAGACUAAAUUAUUAGCGCCACCCGAUUCAUAAGACAUUGCUCAUACGCAGAGGCCUCAAAGGACCUGCUGUCCACUCCCUGCACCAGCGAACACAGAAAACCAACAAAACAAGCAGGACUAAUGUUUUUUUUUGUUUGUUUGUUUUUUUUUAUAAGUAAUGAAAAUAUCAAACGGCUCCCGACAGUGCCUUUUUAAAAGCUCUGAGUUGCGACUAUAUUUUUCUAGUUAUGAUGAAAAAGAAACUCGUUUGAAAAGAGAGGAAUCCUCUGUGAGGACAUAUUCAUUAUAAAUAUUUGUUAGUAUGUACUGUGUAUGUAUUAUCUCUUUUUGUUGUUUUCAGGUUGUUUUCUGGGGGUUUUGUACAUUUACAGAAGAUGCGAGAGGUCUUUACUUCUCACCAAUGUAUUUUUGUAAAGUCAACACUUCCCUUCUUGUUGCUCUGUACACUUUUCACUAAGCUUCCCGUGCUCUUUUAGAAUUGGGCAAAGCCGACACGAAAUUGUUGGAAAAUCUUUGUUUCCUGUCCGUGUUUUAGAAUAUCUGCAGUCAUUGCACUGGCAAUGCCAUACCAAGUGCCAUUUAGUUACGUGAGGCCUUCGUUUUAGCCGAGACACACAUGUGCCUCAUGCGCGUCAUCAGUGCCUGGUUAAGCAGUGUAGAAAUCCACAGUGCCUCAACAGCCAUCGCUUAUCUCGCUCUUCACGUCUGAGGAGAACCAGGAAGUGCCCUUUGACCUGAGACUUCCCUAGAGGUCUCUAUUGAUCAUUUGCUCAUUCAUUCAUCUGCCACCCCAUAAAGUCUUGACCGCUUUAAUUUAUUAAUUAGUAAUAAGUUUAUUUGAAAAGUAAUAAUUAUUUGCAUUUGGGAAUUUUUUUUUGUCUGACUAAUUUGAGAUGAAAUCCCCUCUGCUCCCGGGAUCAGUUUAGUUGCAGUGCAAAUUUUAACCGUCCUGUUUUUAUUUAUCAUUUGUAAAUGUUUCCAUUUAAAUGUUUUGAAUUAGUUGUGUACAGAUAUCUUAUAAUUGUGAUAAAACUUGAUCAAAAGAGAAACAACUGGAAGCUUUUUUUUCCAAUUAAUUCUAACAAAUGUGGAUUACUGGAGGCUUCGGCCACAUUGUAAAGACACGCUUCUUUAAUGAAUCACCAGCAUACCUUUUUUGUUAAAGUUUUAUUCCUUAUUCUUUUUUUUUUGCAUAUUUUAGAUCUCGUGACAUUCUUUAAUGCAAUGAUUUUUGGAAAACGCCAUUGUCUAAAGAAAAGCUUAUCUUUUGUAUCAUACCAUUUGCAAUAAAAAGGAAAUAUAUAGAAAAUAAA
This is a messenger RNA of Neoarius graeffei (lesser salmon catfish), 3011 nucleotides long. Its product is annotated as transcription factor Sox-9-A-like. Bases 258 to 1652 code for a protein of 464 amino acids. The transcript has 3 exons. Gene Ontology annotation, biological process: heart development; positive regulation of chondrocyte differentiation; morphogenesis of an epithelium. Lineage: Eukaryota; Metazoa; Chordata; Actinopteri; Siluriformes; Ariidae. Gene Ontology annotation, molecular function: RNA polymerase II cis-regulatory region sequence-specific DNA binding; DNA-binding transcription factor activity, RNA polymerase II-specific. The record is from RefSeq and is a predicted model, not a curated record. Gene Ontology annotation, cellular component: nucleus.